Molecule: messenger RNA, 2136 nt
Organism: Cavenderia fasciculata
Lineage: Eukaryota; Evosea; Eumycetozoa; Acytosteliales; Cavenderiaceae
Exons: 2
Coding region: 1-2136 (711 amino acids)
Cellular component (GO): plasma membrane; neuromuscular junction
Molecular function (GO): GTPase activator activity
Source: RefSeq, a predicted model, not a curated record
AUGCCAACCUCAACCUCAACCACAACAACAGCAGCAGCAGCAGGAGGAGGUAGUGUUGGUAGUAGUAGUAGUAGUAGUAGUAGUGGUAUAUUAGUUAAACUAUUAUUCCCACCCACCUCAUCAAUCAUAUCAAAGAUCUUAUUAAUACAUAACCAUCAAAAGGUUUCAGAUGUCAUUCAGUAUGCUACCCAAUUAGGAUCUCUUCAACCUGGAUAUAGUCUUUACCUUUGUUCAAAAUCAUCAUCUUCCUCUUCUUCUUCCAAUGAACCAAAACAUGGAGGUAGGGGAGGAGGUCAAUGGUUAGAUGAUAACUCAUUAUUAUCUUUGUACUCUAUAAAUAGUUCUGAUAACAUUCAAAUUAAAAGAAGACCAGGAUUUAAAAAUAGAAAGAAUACACUUUUGACGAUCAAAGGUCUAAAAGAAGGAAAAGUUCAAAAAUUAUCAUCGCUUGCAAACAUAUGGGAUACAAGGUAUCUUAGGUUGUAUUCUCAAAGAUUAGUGCAUACAACCAGCGAAAAUGACACUGGCACAAGUGAUUUUAUUUCAUUCUCUGAUAUUAUCAAUGUUGAUAGAGAUAUCAAUAGGAAAUAUUCUUUUGUAAUAUUUCAUUAUUCUCCACUUUCAAAUAAUCAAAAUAAUAAUCAAAAUAAUAGAGAAAAAAAAGAAUAUAUAUUUAGAUGUAGGAAUCAGAUAGAGAUGGAUGAAUGGGUUGAGUCCAUACGAUCAAUUCUAAAAAAAUCAAGACCAGAAUUACUCCUUCCUCCACUUUCUCCUCUUAAUGUUUAUCAUAAUAACAAUAACAACAAUAACAACAACAACAACAACAACAACAAUAGUGUAAAUAAUAACCCAAAUCCAAUGUUGUCAUCAUCAUCACAAGAAAUCAAUCAAUUUUCAACAACAUCCUCUACAAUCAUUGUACCGUUGGAUCAUAGUAUAAAUAGUAGCAGUAAUAAUAAUAAUAAUAAUAAUAAUAACAAUAACAAUACAUUUGCAAUACCAUCAUCACCUGCAAGUGAAAGAGGAACCAAAAACAGAUCGUUUUCAUUCUCUGCACUUAAAUCAAAGAGAAAAGACAGCUUAGGCAAUAAUGUAUCGACACCAAUACCUUUUCCAUUGAAACCAACCCAGUUAACAGUAGAGGAGGAAUUAAAACAAAUGAAAUUAAAUUUUGAAAGAGAAUCGAAAAUUAAAAUGGAUCUUGAAAAAAAGUAUCUAAAGUUGAAGAAAAAAUAUGUUGCCAUUAAAAAGAAAACGGACCCAACAAGUAGUACUACAACAAAUAAUCCUACAACUCCAUCAUCAAUUGCUCAAUCGAUAACAUCAAUGAUUACUCGGUCAAGAUCAUUUUCAACACCUGCCCCAGUUAGUCCGGAAUUAUUAAAAAAAAAGAAACAAGACAACAACAAUAACAACAAUAAUAACAACAAUAACAAUAACAACAACUACAACAACAUUGAAUCAAAUAUUAUUAAAAGCGAUAGCAGUGAUAAUAUUAGUGAAGCCAUUUCAACACCAACAACUCCAUAUCAAUCUCGUAAUGGUGGAUGGACACCUGCCACAUCACCUUUUGUCAUUGGAUCCACUAGGAUCAAAACUAUGCUCAGAGGAGAUCGAAGAAGUGUCGAUACAUCAUCAAGUUGUGGUGGUGGUGGUGGUGGUGGUGGCGGGGGAGCGUCAAACAGCCUGACAACAGGGGACUUUACAGAAAAUACGCUUAGUAUCAUGGAGGAGGAUGACGACGACAGCAGCAAGAUGGUAGAUGAAAUCCGAGAGUUAAAGGACCAAAUUCAAAGAUUUAAAGAUAAAUUUUCUGGAGAGUCAUCAAAGAGCCAACAAUUGCUCGUUGAAAAGAAACAGUUGGAAAAGGAUCUUUACCAAAUCAAAAAACUGACAGAACGAAAAGAAAAAGAACAACACAACGAAAAUAGUAAAUUUAAUCUCAACUUGGAUGAACUAGGAGAUAUUGCAUCAAAAAUGAAACAAUCAUUGACAAGACUUGCUGGAUACUUGGAAAAUCAUUCUGAAGAUGAAGAAGAAGAAGAAGAAGAAGAGGACGAAAUGGAAGAGAAUAUUUCUUCAAUAAUAGAGCAAGAUGAAGAAUUGAUGAUUGAUAACAGUAUGGAAAUUAAUUAA